AUGUCGCGAACCAUGGCCGAUAACAUGGCGAGCCAGUACCAGAUGAUGGAGGAGCUUGGAAGCGGAAGUUUUGGUACCGUCUACAAGGCGAUUGACAAGUCUACCGGGGAAAUUGUUGCGAUCAAGCAUAUCGAUCUCGAGUCGAGCGAAGAUGAUAUACAAGAGAUUCAGCAGGAGAUCUCCGUCCUGGCGACGUGCGCGAGCCCCUACGUUACUCGGUAUCAUGCUAGCUUCCUCCGGGGACAUAAACUGUGGAUUGUGAUGGAGUAUCUGGGCGGCGGAUCGUGUCUUGACUUGCUGUUACUUGGGUUGGAUUACCUGCACAGUGAAGGCAAAAUACAUCGGGACGUCAAAGCGGCCAAUGUUCUCCUUUCUCACACUGGUAAAGUGAAGCUGGGGGACUUUGGCGUUGCGGCACAGCUCACCAACAUCAAAUCUCAACGCAAUACGUUCGUUGGAACUCCGUUCUGGAUGGCACCAGAGGUGAUUCAACAGUCUGGGUACGAUUACAAGGCGGAUAUCUGGUCUCUGGGCAUUACCGCUAUGGAGAUGAUCAAUGGAGAACCGCCGCAUGCUGCUAUUCACCCGAUGAAGGUGCUCUUCCUGAUCCCCAAAGAACCAGCUCCUCGGUUACAGGGUGACGGCUACAGCAGUGCUUUAAAAGACUUUAUCGCGCAGUGCUUGACCAAAGACCCGGAACGCAGGCCCAGCGCAAAGGAACUUCUAAGGCACAAGUUCAUCCGCAACGCUGGGAAGACGGAGGCUCUGCAGGAGCUUAUUCACCGGAAGCAGGACUGGGACAGUGGACGUGGUGUUUCAAGGAAUGUGAAAUACUAUGCGGAAUCUUUGAAUACAAUUACACAUUUCACAGACGAUGCCGGCUGGGUGUUUGACACAGUCAAAGCACCUACCAUGGUUAUCCGAGAGGACUCUGAUGUCUCAGACAGCGGAUCCAUCAUUCAUGACCCUCUAUAUGAUGAGUCUGCGGAGAUGGUGGAAAAUCUUCGCAUCUCUAGCCCACCAACCCAGAAGUACGCAAACGGUACUGCCGUCCGCCGUAUUCCAGCACCCGACCGCAGCCCGUCUCUGCGGCGACCGAAGCGACGGUCCAGCGGUGUUAAGCAACCACUAGGAGUGGACUUGACAUUUGGCAAUAGCCCUUCCACGGUCCGUCAAUUCCGUCGCGUGUCUGAUAAAUCGCCAAGCGAGGAUCCAUUCUCCUCAUACCAGCUUACCGGAGACGAAAAUGCGAGUCCUAAGUCUAUAUACUCAGAAACCAACAGCAAAGAAGCUCAACUGGGACGUCGAGCAUACAGCAAGGCUGUAGGUCACGCUUGCCAGGAGGUUCUGGGAACUACUGGAGACCAAGAGAAGCGGGAAGCGAUUUCUCGUCUUGCUGAGGCUUGGAGUGACCUAGAAAUGGUGGAUCCAGAAGGCCUAUACCACAUCCUCCGAGCCACUAAUGAGAAACUGCUAAGCGAUCCCAAGCUGUCAAGUCUCGUCCCACAGGGUCCACCACCCGAAUCCCCACAAAGGCCUCGUCUGGUUCUUGCACAGAACAACCCACACCUGAAAAGCCACCGGCGGCGUCAGUCUGCUGCAGUAGCCGAGCCGAAUCCACAGCCACAGCUCGCGAAUCUCCCCGGCCAGUCAGUACCAGGCAUGGAACAUGUCAAGCAACUGUCCGAUGUACUCUACCAGCGGUGGUCUGAAGGCCUUCGCAACCGAUGGCCCGGGAUUUGAGACGGCCUUUCUUUUGCUGUACAAAACGGUCCUAGGCGUUAUAACCAGUUCGUCGCUUUCGUCGCUUUCGUCGCUCAUUUUCUCUAUCAUAAUACCCUCGUUCCGCCACUGU
This is a messenger RNA of Aspergillus nidulans FGSC A4, 1855 nucleotides long. RefSeq lists its product as uncharacterized. The record is from RefSeq and is a predicted model, not a curated record. Gene Ontology annotation, molecular function: ATP binding; protein serine/threonine kinase activity; nucleotide binding. NCBI's taxonomy places the organism in Eukaryota, Fungi, Ascomycota, Eurotiomycetes, Eurotiales, Aspergillaceae. The coding region runs from base 1 to 1743 and encodes 580 amino acids. The transcript has 6 exons.